AUGUUUAUUUUUUCGCUCAGCUGCUCCGACCUUGUGGUGUGCUGCACAUCAGCCACAAUAACGCCAAUUGCGGCUUUUAAAAAAGAGUGGAUUUUUGGUGCUACGCUAUGCUCAAUAGCUCCAUUUAUUGCUGUUAGUCCUCUUUUGCGACCAUUUACAAUAAGCAUGAUUUAUUCGCUGGCCAAGUUUGUCGAGUUGAAAAGUGCUUCCCAGAAAAUCGGCAAAAAAUUCGUAUGUGGCCCCACACCAGAAGUCAAGAACAAGAAUAUGUCAAAAUUCGAAAAGCUUAAUUUCGAGCACCAAUAG
Gongylonema pulchrum is the source of this 306-nucleotide messenger RNA. The record is from the annotation of a GenBank genome assembly. Lineage: Eukaryota; Metazoa; Nematoda; Chromadorea; Rhabditida; Gongylonematidae.